AUGUCAUCACAAAUGGAACACAUUUUGCAGGGUAAAGAAUAUUGUCAUCACGAAGAAGAACAGGAAGAAUUAAUACCCAAUAAUAAUACACUUCAAUCAAUGAUGAUCAUCUCGACCACAAUUAUUGUGGAGGAUAAAGAUGUUCACAAUCUUACUAUUCAUCAAUAUAGACAGGCACAAUUAGUCGAUAUUCAAUAUAAAUUAAAGAAAUUGAAGGGUGAAAGUUGCACUCCGAUCAUCAUUAUUAGACGUUGUAAUGGAGAGGAACUCCCAGAUUCGUACAAGCAAUCUGUUUUGCAUUGUUUUCAACACUUUUCUAGGAAUAUUAGAAUUUACUUUGAUGAAAUUGAAUCUUACUUACAGAGUUUUGGAGAUUUUGUUCACAGAGCAAUGAGGAAGAGGAAAUUAAUUCAAAAAGUACCAACAUUUGAUUCUAAUUAUCAAAUGCAAGUUUUACAGAAAACAAUAGUUAAAAUGUAUUUACAAAAGCCAUACCCAAUGGAAUUGGAAUCAUAUAAUGAUUAUCCUAUUUAUAUUCCUGUGGUGUGUAAUGGUGGAUUGCAAAACUUGUUUUCUUGUGUUGUUUGUGAAAUAGUGUACAAUGAGUUGAGACUGUACGAAACAAAUGGAAAUGAAUUAAUAUUGUGUAAUAGAAACUUUGCAGAUAAUUUAGCACUUCAAAAUCAAAGGAUAGGAAGUUGUCUUAUGAUAUUGAGUCCAAUUUGUUUUAGUGAAGCUAGAGUUAAUUGUAGUAUUAUUCCACAUGAUCUUUUCAUUGUUCUGAAUAACUACUAUACUCACAAGCUAAACACUUGCUAUUCGAAUUACUGGUAUUCUCUCUUGGAUAAGUAUUGUCCAAACCAAUCAGAACGUGAAAUCUUACAGUUCAACUCUAGAAAGUUCGAAUCCAUGGAUGAAGUUAAUUAUUAUAUUGAAACAACAUUUGCUGGCAAACAAUAUGAGAGAGAAGUGUUCAAUAUUCAUAACUUGGAUUUACCAGUGACAAUUCACCUUGAUGUAAACAUUUCCAGCAAGAUGUUGAGAUCCAAAAUAGUAGAAAAGAAACCAGGUAAUGAAUUUGAAAUUGCAGAAAGAGUAAGAUCAAUACUAAUUGAAAGAGAUUUGGGCUUUGAUUAUGGAUUUGUUGGAGAAACGUAUUCAACAAAAAAUACAGUAUCAUUAGAAAAUAGGUGGUGUUUAAUGCUCGAUGGCAUUAGAGAAUGGUUACCUGAUAACCAAAUCACUGAUAUGAAAAUUAAGAACUUGAUAAGAAGAAAGAAAAAGAUUAUUAUUUCCAGAAAUGCAGAGUUUACACCAAAAGAACGUUUGUACAAUUAUUUGAUAUCAAGCGCAUUUAUAUUGUGUUUCAUUUUCUUUAAGGAGAAUCACAUUGGAUUGGACGAAUUGACUGAUGAGAUAUGGGAGUAUAUUCUAAACCCUGUCUGUCAAUCACAUAAUGGAACAAUUUUCCACACUCUGCAACAGAGAGUUUUACAUCACACUAAUAUUCACAUCCUAAACUAUCAAAAAGAGGGCCUUUUUUUAGCAAGUUUUUCUUCAUAUUUUAGAAAGCAACCAUAUAGAUUCCUUUAUUAUAAUUUCCCUUCUUUAGAUAAUCCAAGAAGAAGGUCUAUGUCAUUUCCAAAAUCAAUGAUUCAUUAUGAUAUUGGUUUUCCAGACUUUAUCAACAUGUUUAAUUUUUCCAAUAUUCGUAACUACGAUAAGGAAUAUGAUAGAAUGAUGCUUAAUUCACUUUUAGGAGAAAUUCUGAGGAAGAGUAAGAAAAUAGGAUCACUUUCCAAUUCAUGA
Molecule: messenger RNA, 1809 nt
Organism: Naegleria gruberi
Lineage: Eukaryota; Heterolobosea; Eutetramitea; Acrasida; Naegleriidae
Exons: 1
Coding region: 1-1809 (602 amino acids)
Source: RefSeq, a predicted model, not a curated record